AUGCCGCAUCUCUACAAUGCCGAUGCCAAAGUGCCAGUGCAGGAAAUAGGGAUGAAUCUAGCUAGGGGGCACAUGAGUGUCCAAGUCUGGACAGUUAAGAAUGGCACGCCGAGCGCUAGAAGUUGGCCUUGUAUUCUAUUGAAUGCAGUGACUCCUCCAGCACCUAAUACGCUACAUAGACAGAGCCCCUCAUCAGAGAAUUCUUCAGCCUUGUUGUUUGUCAUUGGAGGGAUGCUUGUGCUCGUAAUAUUGUUGAUCCUUAUCUUGCUCUUAUGGAAAUUUAACAAACCAGAAAAACUGAGGAAAUCCCUGAAAAGAAAUGGAAGUCUGACAGCAACCAAGGAUUUCUGGAGUGGUAGCCUCCAAACGAUAAGCUAUUUCGACUUUCAGACAUUGAAGAAAGCAACUAAGAAUUUUCAUCCUGGUAAUCUACUCGGAAGAGGUGGAUUUGGGCCUGUCUAUCGGGGGAAGUUAAGUGAUGGUAGAAUGGUUGCAGUCAAGAAAUUGUCCCUUGACAAAUCUCAGCAAGGAGAAUCAGAAUUCCUUUCAGAGGUGAAGAUGAUUACUAGCAUCCAACACAAGAACUUGGUUCGACUUCUAGGGUGUUGCUCAGAUGGUCCACAAAGGUUACUCGUGUAUGAAUACAUGAAGAAUAGGAGCUUGGACCUCAUAGUACAUGGGAAUGGUGAUAAAUUCCUGGAUUGGGACACCAGAUUCCAAAUAAUAUUAGGCAUUGCUCGAGGAUUGCAAUAUCUACAUGAGGAUUCACACCUAAGAAUUGUACACAGAGAUAUAAAAGCAAGCAACAUUCUUCUUGAUGUCAAAUUCCAGCCAAGGAUUAGUGAUUUUGGGCUGGCUAGGUUCUUCCCUGAAGAUCAAGCUUAUCUCAGCACUACAUUUGCAGGAACUUUAGGUUACACAGCUCCUGAGUAUGCCAUCAGAGGGGAAUUGUCCGAAAAGGCAGACAUUUAUAGCUUUGGAGUGCUUGUGCUUGAAAUUAUUAGCUGCAGGAAAAACACAGAUCUUAGGUUACCAUCAGAAAUGCAAUAUCUUCCUGAAUAUGCAUGGAAAUUAUAUGAGAGGUCAAGUGUGAUUGAUCUGGUAGAUCCCAAAUUGCGAGAAGAUGGAUUUAUGGAGAAAGAUGUCUUGCAAGUAAUCCAUGUAGCUUUCUUAUGCCUUCAGCCUCUUGCUAACCUGAGGCCUCCAAUGUCCAAAAUUGUAGCCCUGCUAACAUGCAAAGUUGAAAUGGUCGGGGCACCUAUGAGGCCAGCAUUCUUGGAAAGAAGGCGUAAAACGGAUGAAAAGCUAUCAUGGGAUACCAUAUCUGAGGUUUUUUCUUCUCCUUUGCAUAGCGAGUCCCCUUCGUUGCCUCGACAACAAAAUUAA
This is a messenger RNA of Populus nigra (black poplar), 1386 nucleotides long. RefSeq names its product cold-responsive protein kinase 1-like. The coding region runs from base 1 to 1386 and encodes 461 amino acids. The record is from RefSeq and is a predicted model, not a curated record. Gene Ontology annotation, biological process: protein phosphorylation. NCBI's taxonomy places the organism in Eukaryota, Viridiplantae, Streptophyta, Magnoliopsida, Malpighiales, Salicaceae. Gene Ontology annotation, molecular function: protein kinase activity; ATP binding. The transcript has 8 exons.